UACUCAAAAUUUGUCACUUGUGCAGCUCAAUAUAAAAUGCCAAAAUAAAGAAAAUGAAAAAAUGUUGAAAGGUCCUACAUUAACGUAAAAGGGAAAACGGUAGUGAAAAUUGUAGAACAUUUGCGUUUUUUUCUUUUGAACUGCUACUAAAAUUGUUCUCACAUCAAGAACAAAAUACUUACGUACCGCAAUAUUGAACAGCGGAACAUAUAAGUGCAAUUCUGGAAAUUACGUAUUGAAUGCUUUAACCUUCUGCGUUUUGCAAAUUUUGGCGAAAGCUCGAAGUCGGUCUGCUGGGUGACGUUGAAUAAGGACUAGUAGAGGGGAAGGAUAAAAAAUAAUUGAGUUUCCUUUGUUGCUCUGUUGAUCGCAGUUCGAAACAAGAUGGCAAAAGACAACAACAAUAUCAACAUAACGGAUGAGUUAACCAGUGGAUGUGGUGGUUCUAGUACUGCGGAGACUAUCAAACAAAAUAAUAGAACAAAUCAGCAGCAAUCGGACGUUAACAGUGGUAGAACCAAUGGUUUGAUGAACUCCCACUCGGAUGGAAUCAGUGAUUCACAGCAUUCUGUAGGCAGUUCACAGCGGCAAACAGAAAGUGAAUCCGCCGGAGCUGUGCCGGACUUGCCACGACGAGAGGAGAAUCCGUUUUCUUUCAAACAUUUUCUAAAACGGGACUCGUCGCUAGGAUGUAGUGUGGCGUCUUCUACUGCUACGGUCGCCGGGACUGUGAUUAAUGGGACCAACAUCAAUCACAGUCGUAGUACCUCUAACAUUAACGGGAACAAUAACAACAACUUCAUAGAUGGUAGCAACAACAGUAGCUCAAACAGCGCAAUCAUCAAUCCAGGAACGAGCGGAGCAUCUCCAUCAAAAUCGGCAACCACCAGCUCACUACAUAACACUAGUACUACUGGAGCAAAACCGAAAAUUCCUCAGUUCCAGUCCGUGAAUACACUUAGCAGCGAGUCCAAAAUGAAGCGUUCACCACGUUUUCCGUCCUUCGAUUCACAGUCAAGCUUAUCGGACUUAGCGGACGAUAAAUUCAUGGCUAACAUCUACCACAGUCGUAGCAAUAACUCCUUCAACUCCGAAUACCCGCUGGGCGGGACUGGAUCAAUUUCGGCCGGAUCGCAGUAUGUUCAACGUUCAUACUCAAAUUAUGAUAUGGAAUCUCCCGGUUCAGUGGAUUCUCCUCGGUUAGUUGGUUCACAAAAUCUACACAACUCGCCAAAUUUUAGUGGCAGGAGUCGCGAAAAUCUGUCAUCAUCUCACCGGUUAGGGACUUCCGAAUUCUCAGCCGCUCUACCGGAUUUUGUGCAAGAUCAUCUCGUCAUGGAAGAGUGGUACAAUACGAAGGGGUCACCAAAAAGUGUCUCUCCCGUUUCGGUAGAUUUUGAUCAACUACCAGAUUUCGCCGUUAACAGUUUGGACCCGGAAUCGAGCGGUAGAGGGCAUGGUCCCAUCAUCAAUGAUAUACCAUUUGAUUUGACAUACAGCUCGGUUGCAAAUGCUGGUUCGACCAGCUCAGCAUGCACAAGUGGACUUGGAUCAUCAUCGAACCGUAACCGAACUCCUCUGCGCAACACUUCACCAAACGUCCCGUUGGAUUUGCCCCCUCAGAAUUUAGAAUUUUCAUUCGAUCUUCCUCGGAGACGAAUAAAUCCGGCGCAUGCAGCAGCAGAACUUCCUCCUGAUUUAACCGAAAACAGUGCUUCGGGGCAAGGUUCAAGGUUUGGCUUUGAUAUGGAUCGCAAUCAUUCGCCGCCACCUUCCGGUUCUGCUGCCGAUAAAAUACAUCGUCUGCCAGAUUUCCUGUCUGACGGCCCCAUUCAUUCAUCGGGUCGGCUAGCCGACGUUACUCACGAUACCCCACAUUUCAACUCGCCGGAUGCCGAUGCCCAUCACCAUCAGCAGCAGAGGUUGCAGCUUGAGCGGCAAGAAAAUGAGCGGUUGCGACGGGAAAUCGACGACAAUCGGCGGGUUAUGGCCGAUCAGGCCCGCCGAAUUAAAGAUCUAGAAAACUCGCUAGAAUCGGCAAAGAGUAGUGCCUCUUUGGCACAGACUGUCGAAGGAAUUGAGGAAAAUUUGGACAAAAGCUAUCUUCGAGCUGCCACUGCCGAAUCUCAGGUUAUCAAGUUGAGGCAGAAAAUCAAACGAUUGAAUUCGGAAAUCGAAGGUCUACGGCAAGAGAACGAGCUUCUAAAGGAAGAAGGUGCCGUUGGGGGAGCAGACGCUGGAAUAAAUGACGGUGCAUGCGGUGGCGUUUCCGGCGGAGGAUCCAGAAGCUAUAGCGGGCGACUUGCUUCUUCACGUCGUCCGUUUUCGCGUGCCCUGGAGCUCUCACGGGAAUUGCGACAGGCGGCGGCUUCGGCGGAAAACAAUCUACGGCAACUGCUGACCGGUGUCGAUAACUUGCGCAUGAUGGCCAGUACGAUCGAAAAUAUCGAUCGUAUCGACAUUAGCCAUUCGGAAGAGUUCCUCUCCGACAGUGACGACAACGAUCUACUUGGUCCGGCAUUGUAAGACUGCUGGUAGUUUGGUUUUCGAUCUGUAUGAGGCAAGACAGAUAACUGUUUUGAUUUGUUGUCACUUAAAAGCGAUUUUGGUUUGCUGAGAAUUUAGUCGAUUUGUUUGUUAUUUAGUCUGUGUUAACACCCGUAGUUAACAUGAACUGGAAGUAGGUGCACUAGCCUAACAAAAAAAAAUGAGAAAAAUUACUUUUUCUGUGAUGUAUGUUUCGUUUAGCUAUUGGUUUUACGAUUGUGUUAGAGAAAACUAUUGUGGAUUCUAUCCAUUUGAAUUUUGAAUUGUCCUCUUAGUCAACAGGGAAGUACCCGUCUGUUUCAGUUUUGUUACUGAUUUUUUGUUUGUAUAUUGCAACAGGCCUACCGACUAUUCCGUUAUAGUUGUAAACCAAAGCUUUCCCCCGUAGAAUUUGCGCAUAUCAACAGCAUUCUUGGCAGUUUUCUUAGAUAACACAAACCAACAGCGGUACAAGAUAGUUUUUCAAUAUGAUUGUGAGUCCGAUUUUGUUAUAUUCCUAGCUAGCAUACACGAGAGAGUUUUGCAGUAGAAACAUUACUCAAAAUAGCUAACAUAGAAAAGAAUAGAUCAAAAUACUGCGCACAGACAAAAGCAUAAUCCAUAAGGGAGAUUCUUAAUGACUAUUUCGCCAGAUGUCUUUCCAUUUGCUACAUUUGAUAGGUGAUGUUCGACUUUUCCUCACUUGUACAGCCAUGCGGUAGUGAAAAGACUGACCGAAACAAGUAAAACAGGAAGCAAAUAGAGAAACGACUGUAAAGUUACAUCUCCAUAAAUUCUCUCGAGUUCACGUAGAUAUCGUCGAGGAAGGAUCGGGCAAAACAUUGAACAGCCUGCCUAGCAGACACCAAAUCCAUACCCAACUACUCAUUCAAAAGCAGAUUGCGAUGUACAACAAACAAAACACAACAUUCACGCACUCUAACCGAACAUAAUGUAUAACAGAAACUCAUAUUCUAUAGCUAUAUUGUAAAUUAUGAAUGCCUAUUCGUUGUUUAGGUUUUAUGCUGAAAUGGACAUGUAAAAAUCAAAAUCUACUAAUGAUCAUUGUCGAAA
Molecule: messenger RNA, 3600 nt
Organism: Malaya genurostris
Lineage: Eukaryota; Metazoa; Arthropoda; Insecta; Diptera; Culicidae
Exons: 6
Coding region: 385-2526 (713 amino acids)
Biological process (GO): regulation of cytokinesis; positive regulation of protein localization to cilium; positive regulation of cilium assembly
Cellular component (GO): recycling endosome; centrosome; ciliary basal body
Source: RefSeq, a predicted model, not a curated record